UUUAGCUAAUUAGCACUAUUGUUAUGAUCUCAAACACAAAGAGGCUUCAAAUUUUUGUUCUUUGCUAAUUAUUACUAUCGUACUUUAUAUAAGGGGAAAGACAAACUAACCAAAAAUAUAUAGAACCUUUUAAGAUUUCUAUAUAUUGUUCUCUUAAUGAUGAAGUUCCCAACUUAUUCUUUUUCCACUUCAAUUUGCACUGCACUUCUCUUCCGUUUGACUAUAUUAUGUUUAGCUGUUUUCUACCAAACAAAAGCUGCUUUGAAACUGCCACCAAAUGCUUCAAUUCCAGCAGUGAUUGUGUUUGGAGAUUCCAUCAUGGAUACGGGAAAUAAUAACAACAUGACAACACCCUCUAGGUGCAAUUUCCCUCCAUAUGGCAAAGAUUUUCAAGGAGGAAUUCCAACCGGGAGAUUUAGCAACGGAAAGGUUCCAUCAGAUCUUAUAGUUGAAGAAUUGAGCAUUAAAGAGUAUUUGGCAGCAUAUUUGGAUCCAAAUCUCCAUCCUAGUGAUUUGGUCACGGGCGUUAACUUUGCAUCCGGUGGUGCAGGAUAUGAUCCUUUGACAUCAAAAUUAGAGCAGGCAGCUAUAUCUAUGUCUGGGCAGCUAGACUUAUUCAAAGAUUACAUUGUGAGGCUUAAAGGAGUUGUUGGUGAAGAUAGAACAAACUUGAUCUUAGCCAAUAGUGUUUUUUUUGUGCUAUUAGGAAGCAAUGAUAUUUCUAACACAUACUACUUAACUCAUUUGAGACAAGUGCACUAUGAUUUUCCUACAUACUCUGACCUUUUAGUCAACUCAGCUUAUAAUUUUUACAAGGAAAUAUAUGAACUAGGUGCAAGGAGGAUUGGAGUAUUCAAUGUGCCACCAAUUGGGUGUGUGCCUUUUCAAAGAACAAUAGCUGGUGGAAUAACAAGAAAAUGUGUUCAAUUGUACAAUGACGCAGUUGUGCUCUUUAACAACAAAUUAUCAAUGGGGAUUGAUUCCUUUAAGCAGGACUUCCCAAGUAGCAAGAUUGUUUACAUGGAUAUUUACAGCCCUAUACUUGAUAUCAUUCUAAACUAUCAAAAAUAUGGAUAUAAAAUUGGAGACAGGGGGUGUUGUGGCACAGGCAAAAUAGAAGUUACUUAUUUGUGCAACCAUUUGGAUCCAAUUUGUUCCAACGAUUUGGAUUAUGUUUUCUGGGAUAGUUUUCAUCCUACUGAAAGCACUUACAAAAAACUUGUUGCUCCUAUUCUACAGAAAUACAUGCACAAGUUGCUGUGAACGAAUAAUUAUUUAGGUAUAAAAGCAUUAUAUGUUGUGUAAUAUUUAUAAAUUUAAAGAGUUAAAUAAGUUUUAUUAAUUGAUAAUAAUAGCUAAAUCUCUCUGUUGUACGGAUUAAGCGUAAGUAGCUAUCAAUCUUUUGUAAACUCUUGCUCAGACGAUUUUAUACAAUCUUGUUUUUAUAUAUAGAUAUAGAU
Molecule: messenger RNA, 1460 nt
Organism: Trifolium pratense (red clover)
Lineage: Eukaryota; Viridiplantae; Streptophyta; Magnoliopsida; Fabales; Fabaceae
Product: GDSL esterase/lipase EXL3-like
Exons: 7
Coding region: 157-1263 (368 amino acids)
Biological process (GO): lipid metabolic process
Cellular component (GO): extracellular region
Molecular function (GO): lipase activity
Source: RefSeq, a predicted model, not a curated record